This is a messenger RNA of Ictalurus punctatus (channel catfish), 1024 nucleotides long. RefSeq names its product kelch-like protein 10. Gene Ontology annotation, molecular function: protein binding. The coding region runs from base 304 to 819 and encodes 171 amino acids. Lineage: Eukaryota; Metazoa; Chordata; Actinopteri; Siluriformes; Ictaluridae. The transcript has 2 exons. The record is from RefSeq and is a predicted model, not a curated record.
UGAAAUGAAAACAUAAAGGAAUAUAAAAGAAAGAUAAAAAAUAAACAUAAAUCACACCCUGAGCUCUUAUCAAAUCCUAAAAGUAUUUUUCAUAUUGUCUAAUAACCUUUUGUUUCAUCAGGAAUUUUAAAAAAAUCAUAAACCAUAACCAUGGAUCAUAGUGUUCUAGAAGUCAUGUAAUAGUCUGGAUUCUAGAACUGGAUUCUAAAUCUACUGUGUUGCUGCAUCUGCUGCAUUCACUAUCAGAUCGCUUUACGAAGAAGACUAAGAAGACUUUUAGUGAGAAGUAAAUCAACAAUAACUAUGAACUACCACUCCUACAGCAACCAACUCUGCGACACCAUCAUCGAGGUUGAAGGCACUCAUUUCCAUGCGCACAAGUCAGUGCUCUGUGAAUUGAGCCCGUAUUUCAGCGCUCUGUUCACGAGGUGGAGCAGCCCAGGCCAGUUCAUGUACACCGUCCCUGGUGUGACUCCGAACAUAAUGAAGUCCAUCAUCCAGUACGGUUACUCACAGCAGAUAACAAUCACGCAAACGAACGUGAAGGCUGUCUUGGAGGCAGCCUAUUACCUGCUCGUGGAGGACAUUGUUCACCUCUGCCACCAGUUUCUGGUGAAGCGACUCUGCCCAAAGAACUGCACUGAAAUAUUGCGGCUUGCUACUGCGCACUCCUGGCACGAGCUGCGUGAUCGGGCGUCCCUCAUGGUGAAGCAGAGCCAGAUAUACUGCCAGCUACGCUCCAACUCGCGCGGCCUGGGUGACCGUUCUGGCAGAAGACGUCAAACACCGUACACACUGCGUCACUCGAGUAGUAACUGAGCCUGGAACUUUCAUCCAACUCAGAUCACUCGCACAUUUUAUAUAUAUAUAUAUAUAUAUAUAUAUAUAUAUAUAUAUAUAUAUAUAUAUAUAUAUAUAUAUAUAUAUAUAUAUAUAUAUAUAUACACACACUUUUUAAAAAAACUUUUUUCCAUUUCUUCUUUCCCUUAUUGCUCUAAUAAACACAUCUUAAUUGUUAAAUAUA